Fusarium pseudograminearum CS3096 is the source of this 2955-nucleotide messenger RNA. RefSeq lists its product as uncharacterized. Bases 1 to 2955 code for a protein of 984 amino acids. The record is from RefSeq and is a predicted model, not a curated record. Gene Ontology annotation, molecular function: protein binding; RNA binding. Lineage: Eukaryota; Fungi; Ascomycota; Sordariomycetes; Hypocreales; Nectriaceae. The transcript is spliced from 2 exons.
AUGUCUGACAGAGGCCGUUCACCCUCUCCGGGGGGUCCCUCAGGGCCUGGAAGACGACCUUCCCAGUCCCCAGCCCGAUCUGCGACUGGCUCUGGUAGUGGACCUGCUGGCGGCUAUGCAAAGCCCCUGGGCUACGAUCCUGCGAAGCCUCCAAAGCAGGAGGACCAGGGAAACACACGAAUGGAACUACCUCCAGAUGCGUACAUCUCCGAGACCAAGAAGGAUAUGUUCACUCUGCGAAACGGUCGUUUCAACACUGAGGGAAAGCCUGAGCACAUCGAGGUCAACCAGUACCGAAUGACCAAGUUCGACUUCAACAAGAAGAUCUACCAGUACGAUGUUGUACUUUCGCCUAGCCCUGACAAGAUCGGACCGGUCAUGAAGAAGAUUUGGGCCCAUCCUGUUACCGUGAAGACCAUGAAGCCUUACAAGCUUGAGAUGUGGCUUUUCGACGGUAAGAAACUGGCAUGGAGCCCCGCGCUUGUCGACCGCGGUGAACUUCGGUUCAGUGUCGAUCUAGACGAAGGCCAACGUCCUCCUGGAGCCAAGCCUCGGGAUGGUGGCAAGUUCCUGGUCACUAUUCGAAAGACCACCGAGAUCCAAGUUGCUGCUCUGCAGGGCUAUCUGUCUCACAAGAUGUCGUUCAACAACAGUGUUCAGGAGGCACUGAACUUCAUUGAUCACCUUGUUCGACAGUUCCCCUCCAAGAACCUACUUGCUAUCAAGCGAAACUUUUACCAAACUGGUCGACCUGGAGCUCCUCUUCAAGACGGGGCCAUCGUUGAAGUCCACAAGGGAACCUACGCUUCAAUCCGAAUGAGUGACAACUUGAAGCAAGGUGGUGUCGGACUUGGCUACAACAUUGAUGUCGCCAACACCUGUUUCUGGAUUGGCAACCAGCCAUUGGACAGGAUGGCCUGCAACUUUCUUGCUACCAUUGACCCAAACAAGUUCCGAGGACACACUCCUGCGACUCUCAAUGAGAUCCUCAAGCCGGUCAGGAACAGGAGUGGCGGGUGGGAGUCAUCUGAUGGCUUCAAGCAGCUUCGCAAGUUGCGACGCCUCAAAUUCAAGAUCAAGCACAAGGGCCGCCCAAACGAAGACAAGCUGUACACGAUCAUGGACUUUGCAUUCGAUGCCAAGUUUGGUGAAGCUGGUCACACUUCUCGCACUCACACCUUUGAGAAGGAUGGAAAGGACAUCAGCGUCUAUGACUACUACAAGAAGAUGUACAAUGUCACUCUGCGACUUUCCCACCUUCCUCUUAUCAACGCUGGAAAGGGUGGCUUCAUUCCCAUGGAGCUUGCCUUCGUUGAGAGCAUGCAGCGAUACCCUUUCAAGCUCAACCCAGAACAGACAUCUGCGAUGAUCAAGAUCGCUGUUACCCGCCCUAACGUCCGCAAAGCCGACAUCCAAAAGGGAGCUGCCGCUCUUCAGAUCGGCCAAGAUCCUUAUCUGAGGGAGUAUGGUGUCAAUUUCGAAGCCCAAUUUGCGAAGACCGAGGCUCGUAUCUUGCCUCCCCCUACUGUCAGGUUUGGCCAGGGCACAGCGGAACCCAAGUUCGCUGGUCGCUGGGACUUGAGAGGAAAGAAGUUCUUCAAGCAGAACACCGCCCCCCUCCAGAACUGGGGCUUUGUUGCCUGUGAAGCACCUGUCCCACAGGCUGUUCUUUCAGCAUUCGCCACAACAUUCAAGACCACUUUUCUUGGUCACGGCGGCAAGGUGAUUGGAGACCCCAUGCUUCUCAAUGCACCUGCCGGCCUGCGUUUUGAACCCGGAAAGCUGGUCGAGUGGGCUCACGAGGAGAUCACUCGCCGAAAGGGCUACACACAACUCUUGUUCAUCGUCGUGUCCAAGAAGAACAGUGGUACCUACGAGCGCCUCAAGAAGUCUGCUGAUUGCAGAUACGGCAUUCUCAGUCAGGUUGUCCUUGGCAGCCAUGUGCAGAAGAACAAUGGCCAAUACCACUCCAACGUUUGCAUGAAGGUGAACGCCAAGCUUGGUGGUGCCACUGCCUGCACGCCUCCUCUGUGGAAGACUCCUACAUUCUUCCCCGACAGCCGCCCAACCAUCAUUGUAGGCUGCGAUGUCUCCCACGCUGCUCCCGGUGGUGCGACUGCUUCAGUUGCUUCCAUGACCAUGUCUGUGGACCCCAAUGCCACUCGAUACGCCGCAGUCGCUCAGACAAACGGAUAUCGCGUCGAGAUGCUUACCCCCAGCAACAUUCGACUCAUGUUUGCAGAACUCCUCCCUCAGUGGCGACACAACCACCCAGGAAAGAUACCUGCUCAUCUGAUCUACAUGCGAGAUGGCGUUAGUGAAGGCCAGUUCGCUCAUGUAUUGGAGCAGGAGGUAUCCGAAAUCAAGAAAUUCUUUGGAAGCAGCCUCCCCCCCGACAAGAUUCCCAAGAUGACGGUCAUUAUCGCCACGAAGCGUCACCAUGUACGCUUCUUUCCACAGAAGGGUGACAAGAACGGAAAUCCCUUGCCCGGUACUCUGGUUGAGAAGGAAGUUACCCACCCUUUCAUGUUUGACUUCUACCUCAACUCCCAUGUUGCUAUCCAGGGAACUGCACGCCCCGUGCACUACUCGGUGAUUCUGGAUGAGAUGGCUAUGCCCGUGAAUGAUCUGCAGAAGAUGAUUUACCAGCAGUGCUAUUCCUACGCCCGCUCAACCACCCCCGUCUCCCUUCACCCGGCGGUCUACUACGCGCAUCUCGCUAGCAACCGAGCUCGCGCACACGAGAACGUCGCAACCAGUGAUGGAUUCAGAACCGGUGCCAAGGGGCAUGAGAUUAUUCGGGAGAAGCAAGCCCAUGGCAUCACCUCAACCGCUCCUAACAGGACCGCUGAUGCACCCCCCCUGAUCCGUCUGGGAGGUCCUUGUGGACAGACUCCUGCUGAUGGCGAGAAGCGCCAGCGAGAUUUCUUCCGCAGUACCAUGUGGUACAUCUAA